CUGGUCCGCGAUCCCUUUUCCAUUUCCCCUCCCACGGCCGCUUGCUCGCACGCUCGCUGGUGAAGAGCUGCAGCUGCGUCAGCGGCGGCGGCUGCUUUGCUGGCGCGCGCGUGCCUCCGACCCACCCCGCGCCGUCGUGGGAUCUGAGGAGGUCCGGGGAGCGCGAAGAGGGAGGGGGCCUCCCGACCCUUGGGGGGGGGGGGCAGGACUCGCGCGGCAGGCCCCCGCUCUCUGCGACGGCAGAGCGGACACCAGCCCUACAGAGGAUGUGCUGUGUGGCUAUCUAAGAGGUAACGACAGGUGUGUAAAAAGAGGAGGGCAGUUUGUAUAAGCAGUGAACCACUACGUUCUAGUACAGAUUCAGAGGUUGGAGAAAUGAACUUCCAAGAAUCUGAGGUGACAUCAAAUUCUAUAUUUGAGCACCAAUCAUUCCCUAAGAGCAUGGCUGAAAGCAUGAAUGUUAGCAAGACAAGGCUGUGUGGGAAAAUUCUGAAGAAGCUCAUGGAUCACAAAGGUGGUUGGCUUUUCCACAAACCAGUUGACCCUGUUCUUUAUGGGAUUCCUGAUUACUUUGAUGUUAUCCGUAAUCCAAUGGACUUGGGUACUGUUAAAAAGAAACUCUCAGACAAGAAAUAUGUUAUGGCUAGUGAGUUUGCAGCAGAUAUGCGACUUACAUUCGCAAAUGCAAUGAAGUAUAAUCCCCCAGGAAAUCAUGUCCACGCAGUUGCUGAACAGUUAAAUAGAAUAUUUGACUCAGAAUGGCGAUCGGUGAUAAGAAAAUGGAAUGUCAGGAACCCAGUACAAGAGCAGAAACUGAUGAAGGCAACAAAGCCUCAAGCUGCCAUGAAAUUGAAAUCUUUGAUUACUGAACGGCUGGUCACAUGCUCAAAUUCACUGGCAAAGGAGCCAUCAAUAAAUGCAAUAUCCUCCAAAGUAAAAAUUAAAUUUUUUGUCCGAGGCUCUGAGAACACCUCUCUCAAAGCUGGUAGCCAAGAGUGCUCUAUAGAUAAUUCACUCGCUUCAACCAAGGAGAAUGAUAAAAUAUCAAGAACACAAUCAAAUGAGAACAGGGUUUUAUCAAAUGGAAAUGAGUCAGGGUCUUGCAAUUCUGUUGCUUCUUCUGAACAAGGAGAGGAAAGUUAUGUACACCUUGAACCUUUGUCACCCAGUAAGGCCCUCCGUAUAGCGAUGCUCAAGAGUCGUUUUGCUGGAACAAUCGUGAAGGCACAACAAAAUGCACUUCUGGAUCAUGGGAAGGAAGUAGACAUUGCAAAGUUGCAGUUGGAAAAGGAGAGACUGGAAAAAAGGCAGCAGGAAGAGAAAGCAAGAAUUGAGGCCCAGGUAAAGGCUGCUGAAGCUGCUGCGCAAUUAAAGGUAGAGGAAGAAAUAAGGACGAAGCGCGAAAAGGAAAGAAAGGCUGCACGACUGGCACUGCACAUGAUGAAGAAGACUGUUGAUAUUGACAAUAGUGACUUUCUGAAGGACCUGGAGAACUUGUGCCAAAAGUGGCAAUUGAAUCCUCCAAGCAAAUUGAUCGUAGAUUUUGUCAAUGGGAUUGAGUUGCCAGAGGGCCUAGGGAGCCCACUGGAGGCACUUGGCCUAUUCAUCAAGAAAGAUCUUGAGGAAGAGGUUGAUCAUGAAAUGGAGGACAGUGUAUCAACCUCCCUGAACGCUGAUGUUGAGGAAGGAGAGAUCAGCUGCUCUCAAUAGCAUACCUCUAUCCAAACUGUGAACCUGGGAUUGUAGGAUUAUGUGUGUGCAAUGUAAUCUAUUCCGCCUCCACGCAACCUCAUAAGCAGAGUAAAAUGUCAGUUCAUGUGGUCUGCUGUGUCAUCUAACCUAGUUGCCCCAGAAUCUCUGCCGUAUGCUGGAGUAGAAUAAUUUGGGCAUCGCCAUCACUUUUGUGGUUGUCAUGCGCCAAUGUAUGUUAUAGGUGGUCAUAGGCUAUUCAGACAAGCUACUCAUUGGACUUUCUAUAAAAAAAUAAAAAAGAAUAGUAUCAGUGUAUAGUUA
Molecule: messenger RNA, 2013 nt
Organism: Panicum hallii
Lineage: Eukaryota; Viridiplantae; Streptophyta; Magnoliopsida; Poales; Poaceae
Product: transcription factor GTE9
Exons: 11
Coding region: 376-1710 (444 amino acids)
Molecular function (GO): protein binding
Source: RefSeq, a predicted model, not a curated record